Penicilliopsis zonata CBS 506.65 is the source of this 4006-nucleotide messenger RNA. RefSeq lists its product as hypothetical. The transcript is spliced from 3 exons. Gene Ontology annotation, cellular component: plasma membrane of growing cell tip. Gene Ontology annotation, molecular function: protein binding. Bases 118 to 3780 code for a protein of 1220 amino acids. The record is from RefSeq and is a predicted model, not a curated record. Lineage: Eukaryota; Fungi; Ascomycota; Eurotiomycetes; Eurotiales; Aspergillaceae. Gene Ontology annotation, biological process: positive regulation of establishment of bipolar cell polarity regulating cell shape.
UUUUUUUUUAAUACUUCGCCUUCGGACUGGUCAUUUUUCGAGUGUGGCGGCGAUUAGCGAGUCGACAAAUCGAUCCCCGACGACCUUCUGUUUCCCCGUCGUCGCGCCCAUCAAACAAUGAGGAUUCCCUCACUGUUCGGGCCUGCGACGGCUGGCUUCGCGAGUCUCCUCGAAAUCCUCACGUACCUUUCGAUUGCCGGUUCGCCAACCGUCCAUGCCUUCUCGUUUACUUCGGUUUCGCAUCCGGAUCUGGACCUCUCGUCGCUGGGAAGAGUGGGGCUGGUGGGAGACUUUGAUGCUGUCUCGCUUUAUUCGUAUCAGGGGCAAUCCGAGGACAACACGGCGAGCGACGACUUCCAAUCUUUAUUAACACCCCUGCCCAAUGGAAUCUUGACCUCUCUCUCGGCAUCGGAUGGGCACAUCCUUGCCAUGUGUCCGUUCACCCGGAAGGAUGGGACAUACUCGGGUUUGUUUGUGGGAGGAAACUUCACCAGCCUGGGAGGUGUCCAUUCAGAGGGGGUCGCGCUGUUCAAUACUACCUCUGGUGCUGUCAAGGCUCUAUCAGGUCUGUCGGGCUCCGUGUCCGCCUUGCUCUGUGAUCAAGAAACCAACAGCGUGUAUGUUGGGGGGGACUUUACCUAUAAGAACUCGUCGAACGCCGCUGCGUGGGUGGGUACGGAUGGCUGGUCCUCUCUAUCCUUCAGUGGAUUCAACGGGCCGGUGACCUCGAUUCUCAAGGCCGAUGACGGGCAUAUCAUUUUCGGAGGCUCGUUCGACGGCCUGGGCAACUCCACUUCAACAUCGUCCCAAAACAAUACCCAGAUCAUCAAUCUCCAGAAUGCAACCAUCUCAUCAGAUGCGAAUUCGACGACGACGGGAUAUAGCAGUCCUCGCAAUAUCAUUUGUUCAACCGGUGAAGAUGGUGAGGGAGACACAUGGUUGCUUACAGACUAUUCGCCGGGGUAUUGGAGGGCGGAGAUGGGGUUCGUCUAUGAGCCAACGAAACUCCGCUUGUACAACACCCAUGUGGAUGGAAGAGGAACGAAAUCGUUUCUCUUUAGAAGAUUACCCGACGAUGGUAUCAUGAACCUGACAUAUACGGAUCCCGACUCGGGCGACGAAGUGUCCUGCGACGCAUCGUGUCCUCUUUCUAACAGCACCACUGAGCUAUACCGUGACUUUACUUUCGUUAAUGUGGUGGGGAUGAGCGGAUUUCAGAUCGAAGUCCAGGACUGGUAUGGAGAGGGUGCCGGUCUCAAUGGCAUUGAGCUUUUCGAGAAAAACAUCGAUGCUUAUGCUAUCGAUUCCUUCAACGAGCCGACAUGCGCCGGUCUCGACUAUCCCUCUCGGUCCACACGUACUGGCUCCUGGUCAGUCACUCCCUCUGGCUCAAGCCAGUCUGAGUACCUGUCGGCCCAGGUCACCGACUCGAACGCAACCACCUCGUCAGUCACCUUUGAAGCUAGCAUCAAAGAGUCUGGAAAUUACACCGUCUUGCUUUAUACUCCUGGAUGUGUUGGAGAUGCAACCUGCUCAUCACGCGGCAUUGUCAAUGUGACAGGAACCUUUGCGACCAGUACCGACUCGUCCGAAGGGUCCAUUCAAACGGUCGUCUAUCAGACCAAUGAUUACGAAAAGUACGACACCAUUUACUCGGGAUAUGUUGAUGCCAGUAGCUCCUCAUUCCGGUCUAGUAUCACGUUGGCCCCGAUCUCUGGCCAGGGUGAUAAUAUUACGGUCGUAGCCUCGCAGGUAAGGUUCGAACUGCUUUCUUCUUCCUCCUCCAGCGGAGGGUUGAAUGGGCUAUAUGAAUAUGUGCCGGGAUCAAGUAACUCUACUACCGAUUCUGCGAUCGAUGAUGCAGGCAAUCAAUUGGACACAGGCGCCUCGAUCACCAGCUUAGCAUCCUACAAUGGUGUCAUUUAUGCCGGAGGGAACUUUUCGGACUCCAGCCUGAAGAACAUCAUGUAUUGCAAUGAUGGCAAUGCCACCUCCAUGCCCUCUGGGGGAUUGAAUGACGAGGUGACGACGAUGCUCGUGGAAGGCGAUUACUUGUAUGUCGGCGGCAGCUUCACCGACACCGAUGAUGGAGGGAACGAUGAUCUCCAGCAUGUCGCGGCAUAUUCUUUCUCCUCUCAGAGCUGGACAGUGCUUGGUGCAGGUGUCAAUGGCCGUGUCAAUACCAUCCUCUCUCUGCCCUCGAACAUCUCGGCGGACAUCAAUGAGACGACUAUUGCGGUCAGCGGCAAUUUUGACAAAAUCUAUGCGUUCGGGAACAACACCGCUGUUGCCGUUUCAGGGUUUGCAGUCUGGGUACCGUCUCAGAAGAACUGGCUCCAGAAUCUCAAUGUCAGCCAGAUGGAAAUCGACGGCGAAUUGUCUGCCCUGGCAUCAGUGACUAACACAACUAUCCUUGCGGGCAAUCUUGAAUCCGGUGGCCUUGCGGCCUCAGACGCAGUGUCUCUCUACAGCUCCGACGACUUGGUCUUGGAAUCGUUGUCUGUCCAGGUGAACACCACUGUUUCUGGAUCUAGCAUCUAUGCCGGCAAGUUCGACACGAGUUCUGGUCGCAAUCUGACGAUUCUGGGUGGUCACUUUGAUGCGACGGCCAGUAAUGGCUCCAGCAUCUCGAACAUUUUGGUGCUGAACAGCACUGACCAAACCGUCAUCGGUCUUGGUACAGACAUCGACAGCAACUCGACGUUCUUGACCUUGGCUGUUGUGGGUGAUACCCUCUACGCCGGCGGCAAUGUUACUGGAACGGCGGGCACAUCCACUCUGAACGGUUUCGUCACAUACAACCUUGUAAACCAUAAGAUCAGUGACUCCCAGCCUGCGCCUCUGAACGGUGGUAACGUCUCGGUCACCUCCAUUGCCCCCCGCCCCGAUUCUACGGAAAUCUAUUUCGGGGGCAACUUCGACGCAGCCGGUUCCCUUCCCUGCCCUAGUGUCUGUUACUGGGACACAUCCGAGGGCCAAUGGAACCGACCUGGCACAGGCCUCACGGGCACAAUCCUAGCGUUGGACUGGAUUAGCAGUAAAGAGUUGAUGGCCGUGGGGAAUCUGAGUGUCUCCGACAACAACACUGCGGUUGCGAUCUACAACACCAAGAAGCAGACCUGGAGCCCCCUGAGUGGUGCCGCCUAUGCUGAUGUCCCGGGGACCAUCACUGCCUUUACACCGGCCAACGAGGCCGUGUCCGAGUUCUGGCUCGCCGGCCAAGCAACCAAUGGCUCCAACUUCCUUCUCUACUAUGGCGGAUCCGCACUCCAGGCCGUCGAAAACACUUUUGAAGACGGGACAGUCAUCCAAAGCCUGCAGGUCUUGGUCACGUCCACAACUCACGAAAGUAGCUCGUUGCUCGAGAAGGACGAGAUUCUCCUCGUCACCGGCUCACUGGUCCUCCCCGAUUUUGGCAAUGCCUCUUCUGCCGUGUUCAACGGAACUGCAUUCUCUCCUUUCAUCCUGACCACUGCUGCAGAUGGGACACCGGGCAGUGUUUCUCAGUUGUUUACUGAGAAACAGAACACGUACACCAGCAGUGGUCAUCACCUCUCCAACGGAAUCGUUGUUUUGAUCUCAUUCUGUCUGGCUCUCGCCUGUAUCUUCCUCAUCGUCAUCAGCGGCGUCAUUCUCAACAAAGUGCAGCGUCGCCGCCAGGGCUACAUGGCCGCUCCCCAGGCCUCUGGUACGGAUCGGCCAUCCGCCAUGCGCCGUGUGCCGCCGGAGUAUCUCUUCAACACCCUCAGCCAGCGCAAUCCUGGUGCCCCAGUGCUUUGAACUAAUCCUGGUUACUUGUUUUCCUUCGCUCAUGCUAUUUUUCCGUCGGACGAAUACCCCCUUUAAUGUUUGCCUUUGCAUUUUUUCUUUAUUGCAUUUUCCCUUUUCUCUUCUAAUCUAGAUCCACCCAUUGGAUCCGGCAGCCUCCUCCGCUGCUUUUCCAAGAGCCAUUCGCUCGUGAAUAACCCAUCUGGCGUCAUGUAUCAUAUCUAGAGAUCUGGCUGAA